Messenger RNA from Triticum aestivum (bread wheat), 1871 nucleotides. RefSeq names its product protein DMR6-LIKE OXYGENASE 1. The transcript is spliced from 4 exons. The record is from RefSeq and is a predicted model, not a curated record. Bases 84 to 1133 code for a protein of 349 amino acids. NCBI's taxonomy places the organism in Eukaryota, Viridiplantae, Streptophyta, Magnoliopsida, Poales, Poaceae.
UAACCCCACUGCAGCGGGUGGCAAUACUAUCAAACAGCCGGGCAGCGAGUACGCACCACAUCGUACCAUUCCUAGACAAGAGCAUGGCUCCGGCGAUCGCUGCCAAGCCUCUCCUAAGCGAUCUGGUGGCGCAAUCCGGGCAAGUCCCGUCGAGCCACAUCAGAGCGGUCGGUGACCGCCCGGACCUCGCCAAUGUCGACCACGAGUCCGGCGCCGGCAUUCCGCUCAUCGACCUGAAGCACCUCGACGGGCCGGGGUGUCGCAGGGUCGUCGAGGCCAUCGGCGCGGCGUGCGAGAACGACAGUUUUUUCAUGGUGACGAAUCACGGCAUCCCGGAGGCGGUCGUGGAGGGGAUGCUGCGCGUGGCGAGGGAGUUCUUCCACCUGCCGGAAUCGGAGCGGCUCAAGUGCUACUCCGACGACCCCAAGAAGGCGAUCCGGCUGUCCACGAGCUUCAACGUGCGCACCGAGAAGGUGAGCAACUGGCGCGACUUCCUCCGCCUGCAUUGCUACCCGCUCGAGAGCUUCGUCGACCAGUGGCCCUCGAACCCGCCGGCCUUCAGGGAAGUAGUCGGCACCUACUCGACGGAAGCGAGAGCUCUGGCGCUGAGGCUGCUGGAGGCGAUAUCGGAGAGCCUUGGGCUCGAGAGAGGCCACAUGGAGAAGGCCAUGGGGCGGCACGCGCAGCACAUGGCGGUGAACUACUACCCGCCGUGCCCGCAGCCGGAGCUGACGUACGGACUGCCGGGGCACAAGGACCCCAAUGCCGUGACGCUGCUCCUCCAGGACGGUGUGUCCGGGCUGCAGGUCCAGCGCGAUGGCCGCUGGGUGGCCGUCAGCCCCGUGCCCGGCGCGCUGGUCAUCAACAUCGGUGAUCAACUGCAGGCUCUGAGCAACGAUCGAUACAAGAGCGUGCUCCACCGGGUGAUUGUGAACAGCGAGAGCGAGAGGAUCUCGGUGCCGACGUUCUACUGCCCGUCCCCGGACGCGGUGGUCGCGCCGGCAGAGGCGCUGGUGGACGGCGGCCACCCUCUGGCCUAUCGGCCCUUCACCUACCAGGAGUACUACGAGGAGUUCUGGAACAUGGGCCUCGAGUCAGCCAGCUGCCUCGACCGCUUCCGACCGAUCGCAUGAUCGACUGUCCGUCUGGGCAACAAAAUCUCACGGGCCACAAAUGUUGCUUGCUACUGAUGAUGUGUCGCCAUAGGGGAGGCCUAUCAAGGCGCCCAGAACCGUUAGAUAUAGUUUUGGAUGGCUAAGAUCAGGGUGAACGGUAGAACUUUUUUUUUUGAGCAUCAGUAUAGACACAAGCGCUCAUAUACACGCGCAUAUACUCAUCCCUAUGAACGCACACACGCACACCCUAACCCCUAUGAGCACCUCCGAGAGACUGAGCCGGCAUAUCAUCUUGAGAUUUACGAAGCCACCGUAGGCGCCUCGUCGUCGACGGGAACGUCUCCUCCCACUGAAAGCGCAUCGCCGGAAAUCCUGAAAUAAAUCCAGGAAUAAUGCAAGCACCAGGAUUUGAACCCUGGUGGGUUGGGGAUACCACUGUCCACCUAACCAACUCAACCAUAGGUUGAUUCGCAGGGUGAACGGUAGAACUUUCUCCGUACGAACUUUAGUUCUCCCUGACCUUGACACUGGAGAUACGACCGGUGCUUUUAUAAAAGAAGAUGUGACCGGUAUUUGACGCAAGGAUAACUUGUGGGCGUCCAUCGAGCUGUCUAUCUUCUAGGCGCUUGAAACUUAACUAGUUUGUGAAAUAAAUUGGUGUUGUGUGGUCAGCUAUCUCGAGUUAAGUUAUGACAAGUACUUGAUGAAAAUGAAGAAGAAAAAGAAGGUGGAGAAAAAAAAGGAUCUACGUAAAUA